AUGUCGGCGGUGAACAAUGCGUCGGUAGACGCGGGAAAACCAGCCGUCGCGAAGAAGAAGAAAAAGAGCAAGAAAAAGGCCAAUGGAUCUGCUCAGACCGGAACGGUGUCAGGAGAGUCCAAUGGUGGAAAGGAUGGAGCGGAGGAGGACGACGAGGACGAUGCGGGGGAGGAUGCACCCGUCACGCCGCCGGCGAGCGAAGCAGCACCGAAACAGUCAGAGGAAAGGGAACUGCCUGUACGGAACGGAUCACAUGAACCGGCGAAAGAWGACGAUCACAAGAACAUACAGCCAGAUGUUGCACAAUCCGCAGCCAGGACCACCACCGCGCGCCUGGACGCCAUGCAGCAGGAACGAGACAGCUUACGGGCCGAGGUCACAGAACUGCGCAGGUCAUUGGAGAGUUUGCAAGAAAAGCACAGCGAGGAGGUGUCUGCAGUGAGAGAAGAGCUGGAGCAGUCCGAACAGGGCAAAGAACACGCCGAGACGCAGUAUAGGAAUCUGCUGGGAAAAGUGUCCACCAUCCGCUCUCAGCUUGGUGACCGGCUCAAGGCAGAUGCCGCAGAGCUGGAACAGGCACGUGAGAGGAUUGAAGAACUGGAGAACUCCAACAAAACAGCAUCCGAGGAGAACGAGCGAUUACAGCACUCUAUUGCGAAGCUCAACUCAGACGUGGAAUCACAAACCUCCGAGAUUGCAACCUUGCGGAGUCGGACCAAUGCAUCUACCAGCAAUUGGGUCAAGGAAAGGGAUGAUCUAGUCUCGCAACAAGCAUACAUCCGCGAGGAAUAUGAGGUCGCGAAGCAAGCCAUGCAGGAUUGGGAGAUUCUGGCCACCGAGGAGCGAUCACGUCGUGAAGCCCUUUCAGAGCGUGCACAGGAACUUGAGGAGCAGCUUACUUCCGCACGCGAAGCUUAUGAAAAGUUAAAAGACGAGUCAGAAACUCAAUCUUCCACUGUCGAUGGCCUGCAACGUGCGCUCCGGGAUAUGCAGGAGGAAAGGAAGCGCGAGCUGCGGGAGAUGGUGGAGCAAUCACAAUCUCAACUCGAUGCACUCCGGACACAGACGAAGAGAGCCGAGGAAGCGGCAGCUCAACUACGAUCUCAGCUUGAGACCACAACAAGUGAGCUGGAACGCGCAGCACCCUUCGAAAAGGAAGUCAAGGAGAAGAACCUACUCAUCGGUAAACUCCGACAUGAGGCCGUCAUCCUCAACGACCACCUCACAAAAGCUCUUCGCUUCCUCAAGCGAGGCAAGCCAGAAGACAACGUUGACCGACAACUCGUCACCAAUCACUUCCUCCACUUCCUCCAACUGGAGCGUAGUGACCCGAAGAAGUUUCAAAUCUUGCAGCUCAUCGCCGCUCUACUCGGCUGGGACGAGCAGCAGAGAGAGCAAGCAGGUCUGCUACGUCAGGGUACUGGCUUCACCAAUACGGGCAGUAGUCUACGGGUGCCAUUAUCCCCUUUCCGUCGAACACCAAGUACACCUUCGCUUUCGGGAGAUUUCAGCCCGAUUAGUCCUAGUGGAGAGAACCGGGAGAGUCUGGCGGAAUUAUGGAGUGAAUUUUUAGAACGGGAGGCUGAGAGUGGAGAUGGGAAGAGCGGCAGUAGUCGGAGGGGAAGUGUCAUGAGUGGUAGAAGUGGGAUGACGAGUCCGACUAUGAGAUUACCGGAGGCGAGGAGGAAGGAUAGUCCGAAAUUGGAGAGUGGUGAUGCUGGGUAG
Molecule: messenger RNA, 1725 nt
Organism: Ramularia collo-cygni
Lineage: Eukaryota; Fungi; Ascomycota; Dothideomycetes; Mycosphaerellales; Mycosphaerellaceae
Product: related to Golgi matrix protein
Exons: 2
Coding region: 1-1725 (574 amino acids)
Biological process (GO): endoplasmic reticulum to Golgi vesicle-mediated transport; Golgi organization
Cellular component (GO): Golgi apparatus
Molecular function (GO): small GTPase binding
Source: RefSeq, a predicted model, not a curated record